This is a messenger RNA of Xylaria bambusicola, 1816 nucleotides long. RefSeq lists its product as uncharacterized. NCBI's taxonomy places the organism in Eukaryota, Fungi, Ascomycota, Sordariomycetes, Xylariales, Xylariaceae. The record is from RefSeq and is a predicted model, not a curated record. Bases 468 to 1322 code for a protein of 284 amino acids. The transcript has a single exon. Gene Ontology annotation, cellular component: kinetochore. Gene Ontology annotation, biological process: attachment of mitotic spindle microtubules to kinetochore; protein localization to kinetochore; kinetochore assembly.
UCCCAUCUCCAUAAAACUGUACACAGUCUCAACAGUAAACAUCCUAAUAAUCACAACCUUAUCCAUUAGGUACUUAUAUAGGAAUAUCUAGGGAGAUUGAAAGAAGAGACACAAUUUGAGGUGCAUUGACUAUAAGCAUAGGUAGACAUCUCAACUUUAACAAUGAAUGUGGAAAUGCGACCACGUUGGAAACUGAGAAGGCCAAGUAAGGUACCAGAGUACCUCCAGGACCCCACUACAUCUUAGGUCCAAGGCGCCUUUCCCUUCCAGGACAAAUAUAAACAACACCUGGGCUCAAAAGCCAUGAGGCCUUGUCAGCGAUUCACAAAUCCACACGCUGAACAUCUACGUUAGGUAUUUGAUUGCUUCAGAAUCGGUGGUAUUCUGGUCAAACCGCUGUCUCACCAAGUAUCACAAAUUUGUUCGCGAAUCAACCUAUUAUUCCAAGAAAUUCACAGGCCAAAGCCAUGGCAACGCGCACCCCAGAGCAAAUCUUGGCAGAGCUUAAAGCCCUUGUCGCGAACCAAGAAAUCACCAUCUUGAAGCUGAGUGAGCCUAUCUCUGCUGAAAUCGCCCAAUUGCAGGAGCAGACCCAGCGAACAUCAGAUGUCUCAAAUUCCUCACUUGACGCGACUACGCCCGCGUCAUUGGAAGCAGAUCUCACACAUUACCGAGAACUCUUCGCCAAGUUACGCUUCAGCUAUGUAGAGCAGGUCACCAAGGAGAAAUUCAUACGCGCUAUAGUGGGAGAUCCGCCCUUGAUCGUCAACCCUCAAGAGAAUGUCGAUCUUGAGAACGAGAAUCUAGAGGCGAAGGCGCAGCUCAAGGCUCUCAAGACCGAGGUUGCGGAAAUGGUUACAGAGCUCGAGAGGAAGGCCAAGGAUCUGAGCAAGAAGUAUGAGAGAGUCAAGACGGAGACUGCCAAAUUAGAAGAACUACCUGGAAAACUCGCUGAACUCGAAAGUGCUGUUGCCCAGUUGAGAGAAGCCCAGGCAUCAGCACUGGAUCCAAAUCCCCAGCUCAAUCUACCACUCGCGAAAACACAACAGCUGGUAGAUGCCAAAAAGCGGCAGAGGGAUGAGCUGGAUCGCCAGUUAGAACAGUUGCAGAGCCAAGUCCCGCGGAAGAAGAAGGAGCUUGAACGGCUUAAUGCCGAGUUGCAGCCCUUGGAAACGAAACGUCAGAAUAGCAUGGCUGCGGCCAAGGAAGCGAGGAGACGGAAGGAGGCUGCGCUAGGUGGUGUUGAGGAUGAUCUGGAGGAGAGGGGCCGGUGGUAUCGGGCUGCUGAGGCGGGUUUGAAGCAGAUGCUGGAGAUUAAAUAAGGCUUGUUCGGAGGAUAGACACUGGAACAGCCAUGCUCUAAUCGGCAACUACAAUUUAUAUGCUACCUAUCGUAUCUGCUAGGAUGGUAUAUGUGGAUUGUGCGAUCAAUACCCAAUAUGCUACAUCACGACUGUUGGACCUCAACCACUAGGUGACGCAUGCUCUAGACGUUUCAAGACGCCCAUAUCACUAAUGAAAACGAGACAAUUCGGCUACUGCUCUUUUUAAUAGUGCCAGUAACAAGCAAUCACAGUCCAGCAGCCCGCGCCUCGGCUUUGAUCAAAUCCGCUGCCUAUCAGCACACCUCGUCAGUACGAAAAACAGACACAAGUUUCAGGAUCACUCGAACUCACCUUCUCAGCAACAGCAUACGUAGUCUGACACGUAUUAGCACCCACCAAAACCGGCUCGACGCUCGCAUCAACAACACGCAGCCCCUCCACCCCAUAGACCUUGAGCUCCUCGUCCACAACACCGCCCAGCUCCCGCGGCA